Phragmites australis (common reed) is the source of this 532-nucleotide messenger RNA. RefSeq names its product glycine-rich cell wall structural protein-like. NCBI's taxonomy places the organism in Eukaryota, Viridiplantae, Streptophyta, Magnoliopsida, Poales, Poaceae. The transcript has 2 exons. The record is from RefSeq and is a predicted model, not a curated record. Bases 32 to 382 code for a protein of 116 amino acids.
UCUCGACAAUUGCAAAGAGCUAGCUUCAAGAAUGGCGUCCAAGGCGCUCCUCGUGUUCGCUCUCCUGCUCGCUGCCGCGUUCCUCGUCGCCUCAGCUAACGAGCAAACCCAGGAGAAGGAAGAGAACAAGGCCGACGCGCAGUACUACCGCGGCGGUGGCUACCCAGGCGGCGGCUGGCGCGGCGGGGGUGGUUACCCCGGCGGCGGCUACCCCGGCGGCGGCUGGCGCGGCAGGGGCGGCUACCCUGGCGGCGGCCGUGGCGGGUACUGCCGGUGGGGGUGCUGUGGCCGCGGGUACUACGGCGGCUGCCGAUGCUGCGCGCGCCCCGCCGAGAUCCCCGAGCCCAUGUACCGCCCGGAGUUCGUCGAGGUCCACAACUGAGUAGCUACGUAGCAUGUACGCGGGUCCGUACGGCUUUUACGUAGUCGGUAAAAGUUUGGUUUGAAAAAUAAAGGUGCAUGCCUGCAUCUAUGUGUGUACGUAUGUAUACGUAUGUCGCAGUGUGAUUUAUUGUCGUCAUCCUCUUGUGUA